Alligator mississippiensis (American alligator) is the source of this 2399-nucleotide messenger RNA. RefSeq names its product dynein axonemal assembly factor 4 (gene DNAAF4). Gene Ontology annotation, molecular function: nuclear estrogen receptor binding. Gene Ontology annotation, biological process: cilium movement; inner dynein arm assembly; outer dynein arm assembly. The record is from RefSeq and is a predicted model, not a curated record. Bases 542 to 1792 code for a protein of 416 amino acids. Lineage: Eukaryota; Metazoa; Chordata; Crocodylia; Alligatoridae. The transcript is spliced from 9 exons.
CACUGCGGAGGAAAACGGGCCGAGCUGGGCCGGGGAAUGGAGCUGCCCUGGGAGCCGGGCUCCACCACAACCUGGAGGGAAGCGCUGCGGUGCGGCCCGAGCCCUGCUCCUGGGUGCUGCCGAGCCGGUCCGGACGCGGCAGCGGGGGCUGCAGUGCUUUCAAACGUGGCGCCUGGGGCUGGCUCUCCACAAUUCUGCGCUCUGCCUCCAAUCCAGCUCGGGCCGCGGGAGCUCUCAGAGAGAGAAGCGCGUCAUGUGUGACCCGCCCCGUGCGCGGUGACGGGGACUACCGGGCAGCGCCGGCACCACGAGCCCCUUCGUGCGCGCGCUCCCAAGUGCCCCCGCCAGGCCCUGGAGACUGCGCGUCCUAGCAUGCACCGCGCCCCAGGGGGCGGGGCUACGUGGAGCGAUAUCCCAGCAUGCAGCGGCCCCGACAGGGAGCUCCGGCUGGGGACAGCCCCGGAAGUGUUCGUGGGAGCGUAGUGGAAGUUGGGGCCUCUCCUAGCAACGUGGAGAGCGCCCUUAGCAACGCCCGCGCGCCAUGCCGGUGUGGCUGCGGGACUACAGCUGGCGGCAGACGGACGCCGCCGUGUACGUGUCGCUGUCGCUGCGCGGGGUCCGCGUCGCUCCGGCCAACAUCUUCUGCACCGACCAAUACCUGAAGGUAAAUGUCCCUCCAUUUUUAUUUGAAGCCAUUCUAUAUGCUCCCAUUGAUGAUACCAGUAGUACAGCAAAGAUUGAGAAUGGAUCAGUUUUCUUCACUUUAUAUAAAAAAGAAGCAGCCACCUGGGAAUCCCUGGUUAUGGAAAAUACUGACAAGGAAAAAAUGCAGAAAAUAAGAGAGAAUGCUGUCCUAAAAGCCCAAGAGAAGGCAAAAAAGGAGAUGAAAGCAAAAGCUGUUAAAAAACAAGAACAUAAAAAAUAUGCGUUGGAGGCCACAAUGAAGCUAGAAGAAGCAGAGAGAAAAAGAAUUGAAGAGCUGAAAGAAGAAGAGAGAAAAAAGGUUACUGAGGAGCUGGAGAUCUGGAAAAAUCAGAGAAAUGAGAAACAGAGAGAAGAGAGAGUGCAUCAAGAAAGGAAACAAACAGAAAAGAAAAACCAAAAAAUAAAUAAAAGUAUGGCUCUGAGGGAAGGAACUCACAAGGAUACAAGUUUACCUGCAAAAGUUACAGGAAAUAUAUUUUCAGAGAAGUUGAAAGAGGAGUCUUUCCCUGCUCCUCGAACUGCUGGUGGUAUUAAAAUCAACUUUACACCUCGGGUCUUUCCUACAGCUCUCAGAGAAUCCCGAGUAGCAGAAGAGGAGGAGUGGCUGUAUAAGCAAGCAGAGGCUCGAAGAGCAAUGAACGCUGACUUUUCUGAGCUUGAUGACUUAAAAGAAGAGGAGAAAAACCCAGACUGGUUAAAGGAUAAAGGAAAUAAGAUGUUUUCAACAGGAAACUAUCUUGCAGCUGUAAAUGCAUAUAACUUGGCAAUUCGAUUAAAUAAUAAGAUUCCAGUACUGUAUCUAAAUCGUGCUGCUUGCCACCUUAAAUUGAGAAACUUGCACAAGAGCAUUGAAGAUUCAUCAAAGGCUCUAGACUUGCUGACGCCACCUGUUUCAGACAAUGCUAGUGCUAGAGUUAAAGCAUAUGUGAGACGUGGAACAGCCUUUUGUCAAUUGGAAUUGUAUGCUGAAGGUCUCCAGGAUUAUGAAGCUGCUCUCAAAAUUGAUCCUGCAAAUGAGCUUGUAGCACAAGAUGCUGAGAAGAUUCGGCAUAUAAUUCAAGGAACUCAACAACAACAAGAUUCUUAAGCAAACCGUCAUACUGAUUCCAGACUUUAUUAUUAACCAGGACUAAGGAAAAAUGGUGAUUCAAAUUCUGCUUGAGCCAGUGAAGGCAGAAACUGCUUUGUUGCUAUAUUUAUCCCAAUGAUAAGACUGGGUAAAAAACAGGUACACUUCAUAAGAGUUGCUAUAAAUUUAGUAAAUAUAGCAAUAAGAGAAAUGAUAACAUGCAUUUAAUUUUUCUUACCCGUUUUCCAGUACUGUAUUUGUUUCCCUUUAUGAAAUACUGUCUGACCUGAAUAACAGAACAUAGUUUUCUGUAGUUAAUUUUACACAUAUAGCUAACUAAAUUAGGUAUCUGUUGGGAAAUUUCUAGCAUGGGUAAAACAACUUCUGUAGUUACUCUUGGUCAGCAUUGUUACCCGUGUUUAUAGGAAUGUGCUAAUGUAAAUAGAGUCAUUAGAAAACUUAUAUUUUUCACUGGAAAGUUUCUCAUUUUAUUUUUCAUAGGACUGGAAAUUUGUUUUCACAUUGUAUAUAAAAUUACAAAAAAAUUAAAAACAUGCUAUUAAAAAAUGUUUUCUGACUUGGGUGCUGUGAAGUUAAGCCACAAAAUAAAUUGCCUGAAUCUUUA